CUGUUCUGUUCCCACUCCCAAAGGCUGGUGUGUGACGGCCACACUCUGGAAUGACGUCCCAGAAGUCCGGGCGGGCAAAGGACAAGGUGUCCCAAGAGUCCUCCGACAAAGGCGUGACCUUCUCAGCCUCCAGCUCCUGGGCUAGGAAGAAAACCACUGGUCCUGCGGGUCCAAGCUACAGCCCGGCCUUGUCAAGUGCCGCGUCCCGAAGGGGGGUCAGCCAGACGCCCCCAAACCCAGAAGCAAUGGCAGCCCCGCUCAGCCUCAGGGGCCUUGUGGCCGCACGCAGGCUCACACGAGAGCUCAAGAAUCGGACAUCUUUGAGAAGUCCGUCACGUCCCCAAGGGAGCCAUGGACAGCCUCUCAGACUCAUCCAAGAUCAGGUCCCCCUGUGGUCAGCCAGGCCAGAAGUGAAGUUUCCUUACGCCCGAGCGGAGGAGCUGAUACAGGCCCACCUGCACUCCAGGCUGGCUGGUGUGGUCUACCACCCCGCUCAGUGUGCCCACCUGGCCACCGUGCUGAGCGCUGAGAUCCGGGAGCUGGUCAAGACUGUUACCCCACCCCGCUACAAGCUAGUGUGCUGUGUCAGCAUUGGGAGCAAGGGGCAGGAUGACAUCGUGGUCUCCAGCCAGAGCCUGUGGGACCCCCAUGCAGACAGCUUUGCCGCUUCCCACUAUGUGAACCCCACGCUCUUCUGCAUUGCGCUGGUGCACGCCAUCUAUGUGGAGUGAGCCCUGAGUGAUGGGGCGGCGUUGGGGAGGGGUGGUGGGGGUCCUUAUCCUAAGUGAUGAUUCCGAAAUGCAGUCAGGAGCCGGGCGUGGUGGCGCACGCCUUUGAUCCCAGCACUCGGGAGGCAGAGGUGGGAGGAUCG
Messenger RNA from Jaculus jaculus (lesser Egyptian jerboa), 871 nucleotides. RefSeq names its product dynein light chain Tctex-type 5-like. NCBI's taxonomy places the organism in Eukaryota, Metazoa, Chordata, Mammalia, Rodentia, Dipodidae. Gene Ontology annotation, cellular component: cytoplasmic dynein complex; cytoplasm. Gene Ontology annotation, biological process: microtubule-based movement. The transcript has 4 exons. The coding region runs from base 51 to 731 and encodes 226 amino acids. The record is from RefSeq and is a predicted model, not a curated record. Gene Ontology annotation, molecular function: dynein intermediate chain binding.